AUGACCGUCUGCGUCUUCCUCGCGGGUGGCUUUCGGAACCCCCGCCUCUGCGCCCCGGAGCGGUGGGCUCCAUUCCCGCCCAGCCUCCUCCAGGCGUUGCCCUGGCCCCGGCCUAGGCUUCGGCUACUGCUGCUGCUGCUAUUCCUGCCGCCCUCUGCCCUCUCCGCUGUAUUCACAGUGGGGGUGCUAGGACCCUGGGCCUGCGACCCCAUCUUCGCCCGCGCCCGCCCAGACCUGGCCGCCCGCCUGGCUGCCACCCGCCUGAACCAAGACCCAGCCCUGGAAGGCGGUCCCCGCUUCGAGGUCUCACUCCUGCCGGAGCCCUGCCGGACCCCUGGCUCGCUGGGGGCGGUGUCGUCUGCCCUGGCCCGUGUCUCUGGUCUCGUGGGUCCGGUGAACCCUGCAGCCUGUCGGCCGGCUGAACUACUAGCCCAAGAGGCGGGGGUUGCGCUGGUGCCCUGGGGGUGCCCGGGGACACGGGCGGCGGGCACGACGGCCCCCGCAGUGACGCCCGCGGCGGAUGCCCUCUACGCCCUCCUUCGCGCUUUCCGCUGGGCGCGUGUGGCCCUCAUCACCUCCCCCCAGGACCUGUGGGUGGAAGCCGGACGCUCACUAGCCACGGCAUUGAGGGCCCGGGGUCUGCCCGUUGCCCUGGUGACCGCCAUGGAGCCCUCGGACUUGUCUGGAGCUCGGGAGGCCCUGAGAAGGGUCCAAGACGGGCCCAAAGUCCGAGCAGUGAUCAUGGUGAUGCAUUCGGUGCUGCUGGGCGGCGAGGAGCAGCGCUGCCUACUGGAGGCUGCAGAGGAGCUGGGCCUGGCCGAUGGCUCCCUGGUCUUCCUGCCCUUUGACACGCUUCACUACGCCUUGUCCCCAGGCCCGGAGACCUUGGCCGUGCUAGCCAACAGCUCACAGCUUCGCAGGGCCCACGAUGCGGUGCUCACCCUCACGCGCCACUGUCCCCCUGGGGGCAGCGUGCUGGACAGCCUGCGCAGGGCCCAAGAGCAUCAGGAGCUGCCCCCUGAUCUUAAUUUGCAACAGGUAUCCCCACUCUUUGGCACCAUCUAUGAUGCGGUCUUCUUGUUGGCCGGUGGCGUGGCACGAGCUCGGGCAGCUGUAGGUGGCAGCUGGGUGUCCGGAGCAGCUGUGGCCCGCCACGUCCAGAAUGCCCAGGUCUCAGGCUUUUGUGGCGUCCUGGGAGGAGCUGAGGAGGCCCCAUUUGUGGUGCUGGACACAGAUGAGGCAGGGGACCGACUAUUCGCCACAUACGUGCUGGACCCCACCCGGGGUUCCUUCCGCUCUGCUGGGAACCCGGUGCAUUUCCCUAGAGGGGGACAGGGGCCUGGGCCUGACCCCUCCUGCUGGUUCGACCCAAACACCAUCUGCAACGGAGGAGUGGAGCCUGGCCUUGUCUUUAUCGGCUUCCUCCUCGUGGUUGGGAUGGGGCUGACAGGGGCCUUCCUGGCCCAUUAUGUGAGGCACCGGCUACUUCACAUUCAAAUGGUUUCCGGCCCCAACAAGAUCAUCCUGACUUUGGACGACAUCACCUUCCUCCACCCGCAAGGGGGCAGCUCUCGAAAGGUGGCCCAGGGCAGUCGGUCGAGUCUGGCUGCUCGCAGUGUGUCAGACAUUCGCAGCGUCCCCAGCCAGGUCCCGGAGAGCUCCACCAUUGGCCUCUAUGAGGGAGACUGGGUUUGGCUGAAGAAAUUCCCAGGGGAUCAGCACAUAGCCAUCCGCCCAGCAACCAAGACAGCCUUCUCCAAGCUCAGAGAGCUCCGGCACGAGAAUGUGGCCCUCUACCUGGGGCUCUUCCUGGCGGGAGGAGCAGACAGCACCGCGGCGGCCCCCGGGGAAGGCAUGCUGGCUGUUGUCUCAGAGCACUGUGCCAGGGGCUCCCUCCAUGACCUUCUCGCCCAGAGAGACAUAAAGCUGGACUGGAUGUUUAAGUCCUCCCUCUUACUGGAUCUUAUCAAGGGAAUGAGAUAUCUGCACCAUCGAGGUGUGGCCCAUGGGCGACUUAAGUCACGGAACUGCGUGGUAGACGGGAGGUUCGUGCUUAAAGUCACCGACCACGGCCACGGGCGAUUGCUGGAAGCCCAGAAGGUGUUACCAGAGCCUCCCAGCGCAGAGGAUCAGCUAUGGACAGCCCCAGAACUGCUUCGAGACCCAGCCCUGGAGCGCCGGGGAACGCUGGCCGGCGACGUCUUCAGUCUGGGCAUCAUCAUGCAGGAGGUCGUGUGCCGCAGCGCCCCCUAUGCUAUGCUGGAGCUGACUCCCGAGGAAGUGGUGCAGAAAGUGCAGAGCCCUCCUCCACUGUGUCGGCCCUUGGUUUCCAUGGACCAGGCGCCCAUGGAGUGCAUCCAGCUGAUGAAACAGUGCUGGGCAGAGCAGCCAGACCUUCGGCCUUCCAUGGACCGCACCUUUGACCUGUUCAAGAGCAUCAACAAGGGCCGGAAGACCAACAUCAUCGACUCCAUGCUGCGGAUGCUAGAGCAGUAUUCCAGUAACCUGGAAGACCUGAUUAGAGAGCGCACGGAGGAGCUAGAGCUGGAAAAGCAGAAAACAGACCAGCUGCUCACGCAGAUGCUCCCUCCGUCUGUGGCUGAGGCUCUGAAGAUGGGGACACCUGUGGAGCCUGAAUAUUUUGAGGAGGUGACACUGUACUUCAGCGACAUAGUGGGCUUUACCACCAUCUCAGCCAUGAGUGAGCCCAUCGAAGUAGUGGACCUGCUUAACGACCUCUAUACGCUCUUUGAUGCCAUCAUCGGCUCUCACGAUGUCUACAAGGUGGAGACAAUUGGGGACGCCUAUAUGGUGGCCUCCGGGCUGCCCCAGAGAAAUGGGCAGCGACACGCAGCAGAGAUCGCCAACAUGGCACUGGAUAUCCUCAGCGCCGUGGGCUCCUUCCGCAUGCGCCACAUGCCUGAGGUGCCUGUGCGCAUCCGCAUUGGCCUGCAUUCGGGCCCAUGCGUGGCGGGUGUGGUGGGCCUAACCAUGCCGCGGUACUGCCUGUUUGGGGACACGGUCAACACAGCCUCGCGCAUGGAAUCCACAGGGCUGCCUUACCGCAUCCACGUGAACGUGAGCACCGUACAGAUCCUCCGCGCUCUCGACGAGGGCUUCCAGACCGAGGUGCGAGGCCUCACGGAGCUAAAGGGCAAGGGUGCAGAGGACACGUACUGGCUGGUGGGCAGACGAGGCUUCCAUAAGCCCAUCCCCAAGCCGCCUGACUUGCAACCCGGGGCCAGCAAUCACGGCAUCAACCUGCAGGAGAUCCCCCCCGAACGGCGCAGGAAACUGGAGAAGGCGAGGCCGGGCCAGUUCUUCGGGAAGUGA
Pteropus alecto (black flying fox) is the source of this 3333-nucleotide messenger RNA. RefSeq names its product guanylate cyclase 2D, retinal (gene GUCY2D). NCBI's taxonomy places the organism in Eukaryota, Metazoa, Chordata, Mammalia, Chiroptera, Pteropodidae. The transcript is spliced from 18 exons. The coding region runs from base 1 to 3333 and encodes 1110 amino acids. Gene Ontology annotation, molecular function: ATP binding; protein kinase activity; peptide receptor activity. The record is from RefSeq and is a predicted model, not a curated record. Gene Ontology annotation, biological process: intracellular signal transduction; protein phosphorylation; cGMP biosynthetic process.